AUGUCAGGACAGCGUGUGUGUGUGUCAGACUUUGAGGAAGAAGCCAGGAGAGUUCUUCCUAAAGCUGUGUAUGACUACUACCGCUCAGGAGCUGAUGAGCAAAAUACCCUGGCUGACAAUGUCACUGCCUUUAACAGGUGGUAUCUUGUUCCUCGGGUGUUGAGGGAUGUGUCCGCAGUGGAUCUGCGUGUGUCUGUGCUGGGCCAGAAGCUCAGCAUGCCUGUCUGUGUUGCAGCCACAGCAAUGCAGAGGAUUGCUCAUCCUGAGGGAGAAACAGCUACAGCAAGAGCAUGUGCAGCAGUGGGAACAGGGAUGAUGCUGAGCUCCUGGGCCACCUCCACUAUAGAGGAAGUGAUGUCAGCCAUGACAGCAUCACUGGGCGCUGGGGGUGUCUUGUGGCUGCAGCUUUACAUCUAUAAAGACCGAGAGCUCACACUGUCGUUGGUACGCCGUGCAGAGGAAGUGGGCUACAAGGCUAUCUUUGUUACUGUGGAUACACCAUACCUGGGGAGGAGGUGGGAUGACAUGCGCAACCGCUUUAAACUGCCCCCACACCUGAGCUUGUCUAACUUCUCAACAGCUUCCUUGGCUUUUGCGGAGGGAAACUAUGGCAAUGACAGUGGUUUGGCUGUGUAUGUUGCAAAAGCAAUAGACCCCACUCUCUGCUGGGAUGACAUCGCAUGGCUGAAACAACACACACGCCUACCUGUGAUUGUGAAAGGAAUACUGAAUGGUGAGGAUGCUGUCCAGGCUGUGAACUAUGGCGUCAACGGCAUCUUGGUGUCCAAUCACGGAGCUCGACAGCUGGAUGGGGUUCCAGCCACGCUGGAUGUGUUGGAGGAGGUGGUGCAGGCAGUGCAGGGUCGCUGUGAUGUCUACAUGGAUGGAGGAGUAAGGCGAGGAACAGAUGUCCUGAAGGCCUUAGCUCUAGGAGCAAAGGCUGUUUUCAUUGGCAGACCAGUGCUGUGGGGCCUCGCCUGUCAGGGUGAACAGGGAGUUAUUGAGCUUCUGGAACUUCUGAAAGAGGAACUGCGACUGGCGAUGGCACUGUCAGGUUGUCGUUCUGUAUCCGAGGUGAGCAGGUCCCUGGUCAGACGAGUGGAGUUCACCUCCAGGAUGUGAGCAAAGAAUCUGUGGCAGGACUCACAUGACAAUACAUUCUUGAUGAAUUACUGAAGACAUUCAUUUGUCAAAUUAAUGUGCUAUUUUUAUACAGACUUGUUUUUUUAAUGUAAUGCUACAAUACCUGGUUCUACUGACAAUAGCAUGUCAUCAAAUUUUAUGUAAGACUGAGGUAUAAGACCAGUCAGUGUCUUGAAGCAAGUUGAUAAAGUGGCAAGUUCCCCAUGAUUACUACUAUUUCUACUCAGCAUUUGAAAAUGAUUGUUUAAUGUCCUGUGUGGCUUUAGAAAAACUUUGAUAUGUCAGAGAAACUAUCUUGAGAGACUUUAAAACUGGGGAUGCCACACUGGAAAGAU
Monopterus albus (swamp eel) is the source of this 1478-nucleotide messenger RNA. RefSeq names its product hydroxyacid oxidase (glycolate oxidase) 1 (gene hao1). The coding region runs from base 1 to 1122 and encodes 373 amino acids. The transcript is spliced from 8 exons. The record is from RefSeq and is a predicted model, not a curated record. Lineage: Eukaryota; Metazoa; Chordata; Actinopteri; Synbranchiformes; Synbranchidae. Gene Ontology annotation, molecular function: FMN binding; oxidoreductase activity.